This is a messenger RNA of Morus notabilis, 1148 nucleotides long. Its product is annotated as pathogenesis-related genes transcriptional activator PTI5. The transcript has a single exon. Lineage: Eukaryota; Viridiplantae; Streptophyta; Magnoliopsida; Rosales; Moraceae. The record is from RefSeq and is a predicted model, not a curated record. Gene Ontology annotation, biological process: regulation of DNA-templated transcription; ethylene-activated signaling pathway. Gene Ontology annotation, molecular function: DNA binding; DNA-binding transcription factor activity. The coding region runs from base 297 to 899 and encodes 200 amino acids.
GGGAAAAAAAGGUGUGGAGAAUAGGCAACCUCAUAAAUAAUAAAAGGGCAAAUCAAGGGUAAAAAUUUCUUCAACACCCACCAACCAACCCAAUUUUGCCUCCUAAUAAGAAUAUAAAAGUGAAAGCAAAGCAAAGAAAAAAUAAAUAAAAAAUAAAAAAUAAACGUGUCACAUUUUUCUCUCUUCUUCCCAACACUUUCCUCUCGCCAAUACGUAUAACCCCACUGUAGCCUAACAUUUGGCACAUUUGUUUCUAUUAUUCCCAAAGCUGCAAAAAACAAUCCAAAUUGGGCACCAUGGUUUUGGCUUCUCAAAACGAGCUUCCUCUUAACGAGAACGACUCACAAGACAUGGUGAUAUACCACGUCCUCAACGAGGCCAUGUCCCUCAACUCCCCCUUCUUGGCCGCAGCCCAGAGGAUCCACCACCAAUCGGGCCCGACCGGCCGGCCGCUCGAACCGGUUAGGACGAUGGUGAUGAAGAAGAAGCAGCAGCACUACAGAGGCGUGAGGCGUCGGCCUUGGGGCAAAUACGCAGCGGAAAUCCGGGACUCGGCACGGCAAGGCACGCGCGUCUGGCUCGGCACGUUCGAGACCGCCGAGGAGGCCGCCCUCGCCUACGACAGAGCCGCCUUCAGGAUGCGCGGCUCCAAGGCUCUCCUCAAUUUCCCCGCCGAAGUCGUCGCCGCCGCAACCGCCGCGAGUUAUAGUACUAAUAACAAUCCCCUUAAUGGAAGCAGAGUCGAUAAAAACGCGACGAGAAAUAGCGCUUCUGCCGGUUCCGCGCCCAGUGCUUGCGAGUCUAGUACUAGUAGUAGUACGAUCAGUGUUGAGACCGUGUUGCCGGAGAGCGGUCGGAGCUGGGAGGAACAGGGUGGUGAAAGCGUUGUCAGGAAUUAGUUAUGUGUUUUGGAUUUGUCUCCGAGACUAUUAAAGAAAAUACCUUGAAAUCUUUUCUUUUUACUCUUGUGUGUGUACAUAUAAGUUAUCUUAGCUUGUCAGUUUUGUGUUGAGCUUUAUAUUGUUAGAGAUUGUCGUAGAUCAGUUAUGAAACAACUUAUGUACCGGAAGAGAGUACAUUAUUAUUGGUUUGUAAUAAAAGGAGCCAGUAAGGCCAGAGAAAUGCAAAAUGGUGAUUUUUCUUAUUAA